Messenger RNA from Mesocestoides corti, 420 nucleotides. Lineage: Eukaryota; Metazoa; Platyhelminthes; Cestoda; Cyclophyllidea; Mesocestoididae. The record is from the annotation of a GenBank genome assembly.
AUGUGUGCUCGUCCCGUUAACUUGAGAGAUAACGCUGUACGAGAAGUUACUUUUACCAUUAACGCCGCAACUCGGCAAGGUAUCGAAAUUCAAACUGAAAAAAAGUGGGCUGCUGGAUCUAACAAGCAGCACGUCAAUUCCAAGAAUAUUAAUAAAUUGGAUGAAGAAACUGAGGACUUUCAUCAUGCUACAGUUCCGCUCGAUGUCGGACGAAUAAUUAUGCAAGGUAGACAGGCUGCCAAUCUUACUCAAAAAGAACUUGCUACUAAAAUUAACGAAAAGCCGCAAAUAAUUGCUGAGUAUGAACAAGGAAAGGCUAUCCCUAACCAGACUAUCUUGACGAAAUUGGAACGGGCCCUUGGAAUUAAGCUUCGUGGGAAGGACAAAGGCGCCCCCUUGAAUAAUGCCCCAAAGAAAUAA